AUUAAAUAACAUUGCCGGAGGGCCAGAAAUUUUUUGGAGACUCGGAUACUCUUAAACUGGACUUGGGUAUCUUUGGAAAGCCCGGCUCGGCCCACGCUUUGUAUUCACUUGUUUCUUCGCUCGCUCGCGGCCUUGUUCCUUGAUUUCUUGCUUCCAAUCUUGUAUCGAGGGUUUGUAGGCCACCUCGUCUGGCAUCGAUUCGGUCGAUGUGGGAGUGGCAGAUGGAGGGAGGGCAUGCCUCUUACGAUGCUGUUCGAGGAGGCCUCGAAGAUUCCACUCCAUGGCUUCCGAAUCCUCUGUCGAUCAGGAGGUUCUGAGGAAGGGAAUCCAGGCGUUGCGGCUCUGUGACGAGAUGAUAAGCAAAUUGGGAUUGUUCUGGUCGAAUGAGGCGAAGGGUGAUGUUAGCACCUCUUAACCUGAAGUACUUAUUGGAGUUCAUUUCAAUUUGUGAAGCUUUGGAGCUUGUCCCUGAAAAGGAGUUAGAAUCUUCUAGUCAAGGAGGUGCUGACACUUGAGCAACUCAAAGGGCAAAAAAGGUGAAUCAUUGCCAUUUCUAAAAGUGGAAGAUAAACAUGUCUUCACCCGUUGCAAGUUAGAAACAAUAUGAUCUGCUGGCUUAUGAUUUCCUUUUUCUCUAACAUUUGCUUCUUUUACCAAGUUAUUUUCAUGUACUGAGCUAUGGGUUAUGAAACUUUUGAAGCUUUAUGAUUUUCUUUUCCUUUACAUUAUCCAAAAUUAAUUAAAUUUUGAAAAUUGUGGAAUGAAGGCCAUGAUGAAUAUUUAUAUAACAUUUGUGAUUUCACCACUUUUUAAUUAUAUUGAUGACUUUUGCCCAAAAAUGUUUGUUUAUGCCAAUAAUUUCCUGUUUCCAUCUUUCCAAAAAAUGGAAAUUUAUCAGAUGUUAUUGACUUUGUUUUUUUGUUACUCAUUUGUGCAUGUGUUUGACAAAGGGCAAUUGUGAAUUAGGGCAGGCACAUUAAACUACUUGUUCCUCCUUGUACAAACCUUUAUUCCAUUUCUUUAAUGAUCUACAUUAAACUUCACAGUCGAUUGUUUGUUUCUUCAAUCACUCGUUCAGUCUAAGAGCUCUUACAGUUGUGGGAAACAUUAUAUAUCAUUAUAUCUGAUACUGCAACAGGUUGAGUUUAUAAUCCAGUUGUUCACCAUUCAGCUUGCAAAUAACAUUGCAAUCAUUUAUAUGUAGCUUAGUUAAUAUGUUAUAUAAACAAAUGAUAUUAUACACAAAUGAAAAAGUCCCUGCCUCUCCAGGUCUAUCUUCCGAUGAUGCUGUUUCUUUUUUCUUUUGAUCAAAUCAAUACUAGAAUGCUCAUUUCAAACUCCAGAGAGGUGCAGAAGCAAAGCUGCAAGAAAUUAAAGAAAGAAAGGAGAGGCGUCAGCAGUCACUGAGGGAAGCAAAACUCCAGAGAGUUGAUUGUCUUCACCCGUUGAAGCUAGGGAGGAAGAUGUACUUGAUGAUGAUGGCGAGGAGGAAAGAGAGCUUUGCUUAGGGAAUUACAUUGGAUGGCUUUCCAAAAUUUUGUCUAGAGGAUCAUUUUGGACUACUUCAACAUUGAGGCAGCUUCAUUCUUACAGACUUCUCAGUGGUUGCUUUAAUUUUUAAAGCAGCAUCUCAGAUUAUUUCUUAGUAAAACUACAGUUAUGCUUGUUAUAUCUGAAUUUAAACAUUCAUAUUAUUUUGCUCCUGCAGCAACACCAUUAAUGCUUCCACGAGUUCUAAAUGGUUGUUAAAAUAAGAAAUUAGUAGGUUCUGUAAUAUCUAUAUUUAAUGGUCAUUAUAUGUAAAUCAUUGUAGGUGGUUUUCAAGUUUCAACCAUUUUCAUUUUUCAUAUAUCACCUGUAUCUGGAGUCUCCAGUGCAUUUUUCAUCAGUCUACUGGUUUUUAUGCAUUUUACCUCAAUGAAUUUGUUGAAAAGCUGUUAAUAAAUGAUAUAAGCAAAUACCCUUUAUAUAGCACCCAGAUGUUGAUUCUUUGUAUUAACUAUUAAGUUCUGAGUAUCAGUUAUGUUUAUAUUUUCAGGCAUGACUCACGAGUUUGGUCAGAUCAGAAAAUUUCUUUAUUUUGUCUAUUUUGCAAUGCCCUGUUCCUGUUAAUAUGAAUAGUUGAUCUUGUAUUUAUGGAUAUUUUUGGAAUUGCCUUACUUUCAGGCUUUUGAUCUCUUAUACAUGCUGAAGAAAGAGGAAGCAAUGCUUAUUGCUGCAAAAGAGAAGCAAUCAAAGGUAAAUUGCUUGAAUCAAAAAGACAACACUUGUAUUGGACUCCAUGUGCAGCACAUUGUAUUGAUUUAAUGUUGGAAGAUAUUGGAAAGAUCUUAAAAAUCAAGAAAACCUUAGAAAGGGUAAUUUUUGUUGUUGGAUUUCUUUAUAAUCAUAUUGGGGCUUUGAAUAUGAUGAGAGAAUUUACAAGGAAUAAAGAAUUAGUGAGACAUGGUGUUACCUGAUUUGCUACUUCAUUCUUGACAUUACAGAGCGUGCAUCGUCAAAAACAUACUCUGAGAAAUAUGUUUACCUCUGAGAAAUGAGUGACAAGUAAAUGGGCAAAAGAAGCAAAAGGCAAGAGGGCUGCUGAUAUCAUCUUAAUGCCAUCCUUUUGGAAUCAUAUAGUUUAUAUAUUAAAGGUAAUGGGCCCUCUUGUUCGAGUCCUUCGGUUGGUGGAUAAUGAAAAUAAGCCUGCAAUGAGAUAUAUUUAUGAGGCUAUGGAUAGAGCAAAGGAGACGAUUAAAAGAUCUUUUAAUGAAAAUGAAGAAAAAUAUGAGAAAAUUUUUACGAUCAUUGACGAAAGAUGGAAUUGUCAACUUCAUCGUCCCUUACAUGCAGCAGGAUAUUAUUUGAACCAUGAAUUCUUUUAUAAGAUUAAAUCUGUUGGAUUUGAUGCAGAAGUUUUGGGUGGGUUAUAUCAGUGUGUUGCAAGAUUAGUUCCCAGCAUUGAGGUUCAAGAUAAGAUUAUUCAUGAAUUAUCUUUAUAUAAAAAUGCUGAAGGUCUUUUUGGAAUUCCAAUUGCCGUUCGAUCCAGGACAACUACCUCUCCAGCUGAAUGGUGGAGUCUAUUUGGAAAUUCCACCCCGAACUUACAGAAAUUUGCUAUCAAAGUACUUAGUUUGACAUGUAGUGCUUCGGGUUGUGAGCGAAAUUGGAGUGUCUUUGAGCAUAUUCACUCGAAGAGAAGAAAUCGGUUAGAACAUCAACGAUUGCACGAUCUUGUUUACAUAAAGUAUAAUCAAGCUUUGAAGACUCGUCAUGAUUUGAAAAAAAGAUUUGAUUCAAUCUCAUUGCAAGAUAUUGAUGAUUCAAAUGAGUGGUUAGUAGGAGAAAUGUGUGCUAACUUGCAAGAUGCUGAAGACAAGCUUGUAUUUGAAGAUGAUAGAUUGACGUGGGGAGAUGUGGCAAGAGCUUCAAGUGCUGGAGAAUUACAAACAUAUACAAGACAGAUGUCAAAGAGAAAAAUGAGUGCAAAAGCAUCAAGCUCGGCUCCUACUAUUGUUGAAGACAUAGAGAAUGAAACAUAUCUUGAUGAAGAGGAAGGAAUCGAAGAACAAGAGGAAGAAGACGAAUUCAAUAAAGAUGAUUUGUGUGAAAAUGACGAUAAUAUUGAUUAUGAUGAAUGACUUUGAUGUAAAAUUUUAAUGUUUUGAAUUUUGAAACUUUUUGUUAAUGUGACAUUGUGAUUUUGUAUCUUAGAUUUUCUUAAUUUAAUAGUAUAUUUUUAUUUAAAAUUUUAAAUAAUUAUAUUUAUUAAUUAUAUUAUAUAUUUUUAUAUUUUAGCGCCUCGCUUCGCUCGGGCGAGCGCCUGGGCGAGCGCCUAGCGCCUCGGGCGUUUUUGGACCUUGGCGCCUUUUGGCGCCCAGCGCUUUUUAAAUCACUGGACAUGAUAUGAGUGAGUGAGAGCAUUGAAUUUCUGUCCUGUGUCUGUUAUUAUAUCUUUUCAGUUGUCUUUGAGAAUUAAAUCCAUCCUGAUAGCAGGCGAUGUCUGUUUACCUUAGCCUUUGAUCAUUUCUUCCUUUAGUCUAAUAUUAAUCCUGAGCCAUGGAAUCAUGCUUACCGCCUGGAUCAAUAAUUUCUGUUUUUCCCAAGUCAUGUUUAAUGCCUGCAUCGCUGACUUGCUGAGUCAUGAUGUAUUUUAAUGCUUCUCAUGAUGCACUUCUUAAUAUGUUAUCUGCUUGUACAAAACAGUUCUGGAUCUCUUUAAUUAACUUUUCAUUAAUUUGAUAGAGCAAAUUAUCGGUGAUAUGGCAAAAAAUGGUAAACCCCACUCCCGGCAACGCCCCCCGCACGUGGACAGGCGCGGCGCCCCAGGGAGAGCAACGAGGGCAACGGUCUGCGUCCGGACGUCAGCCUCACUGAGCCCACAGCCCCUCAGUCAACCCAGCACAGUAGGACGAGACAGAAGUAGGUAGCGGUUGAAGCUCGCCCAUACCCUGCGAUUCCCCGAUCCCAUACGCAACAUCCUCGGCGAUGUCGGACGCCAUCAGAGAUACGGCCCCGACCGACGGGAUGGCGUGCCCGAUAAUGCCGAGUUCCCCUAUAAACGUCCUCGAGCCAGAGGGAAGAGGGCAGACUGGACGCCCAGAACAACCGCCACAUCUUUCUCUAACUUGAUCGUCGGAGGGGUCGGGUCGAGCUCCCGGCCCGACCUGUGUGCAGGUGCGAGACGGUGUCGCCUCUUCCCAAAGCUGCAGCGGAGCUGUCUCACGAACCGAACCACCGACCCGACCUGCCGAACCGACCUCCCGACCCGAGCCACCGUGAGCGGCCGCCGGGAGACCAAAAAGGGCGUCUCCAGAGAUCCCACCGUCAUCCGAGCUCGAACCAAGCCGUGUCGGCCCCGAGGCCACGGCUAAAAAAGUUACUUUCCGUAACAUAUUGGCGCUAGGAGGGCCCGGAAUGACGGUACGUUGGUCUUCUCCUUGGUUGCUCCACUGCAGCCGACCUGCACCAGCAGCAGCGACUUCUGGGGUCGGUCUCGGCUUCCUGGCCAAACUCCCCUCUGUCCCACGCGCGCGGCCAACCCGCGCGCCUCACGCGCGGCCAAACCACCCGCGUGCCUCACGUCCGGCGAAACCGCCCGCGUCCCACGUGCGCGGCCAAACCGCCCGCGUCCCAUGCGCGCGGCCAGCCCGACCGCGCCGAGCGUCUCGGCUACUCGGUCACGCGCGUGGCUCGGCGACAAGCACCUCGACCCCUCGGUCCCACGCACGCGGCCAACCCGCGUGCCUCACGCGCGGCCAAACCACCCGCGCGCCUCACGUGCGGCCAAACCGCCCGCGUCCCGCGCGCGCGGCCAAACCGCCCGCGGCCCAUGCGCGCGGCCAGCCCGACCGCGCCGAACACCUCGGCCACAGCCUACCCGAGACCUCCCCGGCCACGGCUUACCCGAGACCUCCUCGGCCACGGCUUGCCCGAGACUUCCUCUAUGCAUGCGCAAAUAGCUCCUCGGCCGCGGCAUGCAUGAGGAGAGAUAUGGCGUCGCUCGAGAGACUUGGCCCAUGCGCGGCCAGCACGUAGCCUUGCUGCCUCGCUGCCUCAGCCACUCGGCCUCGUGCGCAGCCAGCGAGCAGCAUCGCUGCCUCAGCCACUCGGCCUCGUGCGCAGCCAGCAAGCAGCAUCGCUGCCUCGGCCACUCGGCCUCAUGCGCAGCCAACACGCUGCCUCGGCCACUCGGCCACAUGCGCAGCCGGCAAGCAGCAUCGCUGCCUCGGCCACUCGGCCACAUGCGCAGCUGCCUCACUGCCUCGGCCACUCGGCCUCGUGCGCAGCCAGCACGCAACCUCGCUGCCUCGGCCACAUGCGUAGCCAACGUGCUGCACGCUGCCUCGGCCCCAUGCGCGGUCUAUCCGCAUACACCGAGCACCUAGGCCAAUCCCUAUCGAGAUCCACCUCGGCGCGGCCCGACCGUCUGUCGUGUUCCUCGGCCGCGUGGUGCCCGAGGCCACGUCCUCGCGUCCUGCCUGCCUGAUCGUGCUACUCGCUCGCAUGACCCUCGCGACCACGCCUGCGCGGUCACCCCGCCUGCGUCGUGCUCCUUGGCCCCAUGUUCCCGAGACAGACCAGUGCCGCCAGUACGCCCGCGUCGUUCCCCUCGGCUCCAUAAACCCCGAGACACGUCUGCACGGCCAGCCUGCCCGCGCCGAACUCCAUGGCCCUAUCCACCUGGUUCACGCCCCUCGGCUGCGGCUUGCCUGCGCCGAACCCCUCAGCUCCAUGCUUGCCAAGCACACCACCUCGGUCGCAGCCUGCCAACACCGAGCACCUCGGCAACUCUCUGCCGAAAUCCCACCUCAACGCAACCUGCCCGCCUGAGCGGUGUCCCUCGGUCGCAGCCUGCUUGCACUGAGCACCUCGGCCAAUCACUGCCGAGAUCCACCUCGACGCGGCCCGACCGCCUGUCGUGGUCCUCGGUCGCGUGGUGCCCGAGGCCACGUCCUCGCGUCCUGCCCGCCUGCGUCGUGCUACUCGGUCGCAUGGCCCUUGCGACCACGCCUGCGCGGUCUGCCCGCCUGCGUCGUGCUCCUCGGUCGCGUAAUGCCCGAGACCACACCUGCGCCGCCAGCCGCCUGCGUCGUGCUCCUUGGCUCCAUGUUCCUGAGACAGACCAAUGCCGCCAGUAUGCCCGCGUCAUGCCCCUCGGCUCCAUAAACCCCGAGACACGUCUGCGCGGCCAGCCUUGCUCGCGCCGAACUCCUCGGUCAUAUCCAUCGCCUUGCCCACCUGGGUUACGUCCCUCGGCCGCAGCCUGCCUGCGCCGAGUGCCUCGGCACCAUGCUUGCCGAGUCCACCACAUCGGUCGCGUAAUGCCCAAGGCCACCACCUCAAUCGCAGCCUGCCUGCACCGAGCACCUCGGCAACUCUCUGCCGAAAUCCCACCUCAGCGCGACCUGCCCGCCUGAGCGGUGUCCCUCGGUCGCAGCCUGCCUGCACCGAGCACCUCGGCCAAUCACUGCCGAGAUCCACCUCGGCGCGGUCUGUCCGCCUCUAUCGUGUACCUCGGCCGCAUGGUGCCCGAGUCCAUGUCCUCGCGUCCUGCCCGCCUGCGUCGUGCUACUCGGUCGCAUGGCCCUUGCGACCACGCCUGCGCGGUCUGCCCGCCUGCGUCGUGCUCCUCGGUCGCGUAAUGCCCGAGACCACACCUGCGCCGCUAGCCGCCUGCGUCGUGCUCCUUGGCUCCAUGUUCCUGAGACAGACCAGUGCCGCUAGU
This is a messenger RNA of Musa acuminata AAA Group (dessert banana), 7210 nucleotides long. RefSeq lists its product as uncharacterized. The transcript is spliced from 7 exons. The record is from RefSeq and is a predicted model, not a curated record. Gene Ontology annotation, molecular function: protein dimerization activity. The coding region runs from base 2598 to 3623 and encodes 341 amino acids. NCBI's taxonomy places the organism in Eukaryota, Viridiplantae, Streptophyta, Magnoliopsida, Zingiberales, Musaceae.